Messenger RNA from Dermacentor silvarum, 855 nucleotides. RefSeq lists its product as uncharacterized. NCBI's taxonomy places the organism in Eukaryota, Metazoa, Arthropoda, Arachnida, Ixodida, Ixodidae. Gene Ontology annotation, biological process: symbiont-mediated perturbation of host defenses. The record is from RefSeq and is a predicted model, not a curated record. The coding region runs from base 46 to 681 and encodes 211 amino acids. Gene Ontology annotation, molecular function: amine binding. The transcript is spliced from 6 exons.
UUUUUUGUACGCGGAGCAAGGUUUGCCGCCUGCGUUUCCGUCUCAAUGGCUGUGCAUCCACAAACAUUUCUACAGAUUAAAGAAAUGCUCUGGACGAUAUUCGUGGUUGCUCAAUGUCUCUGUGUGGUGGCUGAUGACGACAUGGUUUUGAAAGUUCCUUACGAAGAGGACCCUGCGCACUACGAUGAACAACAUAUUCGCGAUGUGGUCAACAUCAACGGCAGAAUUUGGGUUAAGAGUCGUAGUUACAAUAUAAUGACCAAAAGACGGUGCUACUCAAUAGAGAGACAAUACGACUAUGGCGGGAAGGAGUGGGUAUACACAUUUCGUUAUAGGGAUCCAUACCGACCAGAUGUCCUCACGGCGUUCAAUGGGACGUUACGCAUACGAAGAACUGGGAACCACUCUGUGGAAAAUGCGGCAAUCUACACGUUUAACAAAGGACAUCCCGGAUUUAUGCACAAGCUUAUGAGCUAUCAGUUUUACUACGGCUGUAUGAUCCUAGUCGUGCCUCUUAAGAAUGGUAGGAGAGGUUGUGAGCUGCUGCAAACAGAUGAAACAGUGGGCACAGGUGUCCCAGCGGCCUGCAAGAGCCUUUACGACCGUGAAUGUUCGGGUAAUAAGAUAAGGCUUUAUAUGAAAUUUUGCAAAACACUGCCAGAUUACGUCAUACCACGAUGAUUUAUGUUUUUAAUGAGAACACUCUAAUAUGAAACAGUCGGGAAAGAAAAAAAAACAGUUGCAGAUAAAAUCUGGUGGUGUAAUCUGUAAGAACUGUCAUCCUCCUCUCUCAUUAAUUUAACGUUUUCCAUGAGGCUCACUGACCAUUUCCAGGGAUAACAGAGCCAAGCCUUC